This is a messenger RNA of Oncorhynchus masou masou (cherry salmon), 500 nucleotides long. Its product is annotated as acylphosphatase-2-like. The record is from RefSeq and is a predicted model, not a curated record. Gene Ontology annotation, molecular function: acylphosphatase activity. NCBI's taxonomy places the organism in Eukaryota, Metazoa, Chordata, Actinopteri, Salmoniformes, Salmonidae. The transcript is spliced from 4 exons. The coding region runs from base 17 to 325 and encodes 102 amino acids.
AACUGUUGAAUUCACCAUGUCCAAUGACGCAGCUGGUGCAAAAUUGUGUUCUGUAGAUUUUGAGAUUUUUGGCCAUGUCCAAGGGGUCUGUUUCAGAAUGUACACAGAAAAGGAGGGUCUGAGACUGGGUCUGUGUGGCUGGGUAAAGAACACCAACAAGGGCACUGUGGUCGGCCAGGUUCAGGGGCCUGCAGACAUGAUCUGUGAGAUGAAGGUGUGGCUGUGUAAGGAGGGGAGUCCCAGCUGUUCCAUCACCCGAGCCUCGUUCUCCAAUGAGAGAUCCAUUGACAGGGUGGAGCUCUUUGGCUUCAAGACACGCUUCUGAGGAACUCCCUUCAUCCAACGCCACUCUAACCACACCCUCUCCAGUGCUUUUACCACAUCAAUGUCAAUGUUAGAUUCAGGCUGGCAAAGCUGCAUAUAUUGUCAGGCAGCUUUGUGCUUUGCAGAUUCUCAAUGCUUUUCUUCUGAACAUGUAAUGCAAUAAAUAAAAUCAUUCA